Cherax quadricarinatus is the source of this 2426-nucleotide messenger RNA. The record is from RefSeq and is a predicted model, not a curated record. NCBI's taxonomy places the organism in Eukaryota, Metazoa, Arthropoda, Malacostraca, Decapoda, Parastacidae.
GUAGGGACAGGAAGGACGUGACUUGCGGGUUUACAUAGAAAAGCAGCAUAUUUAAAUGAGAGUACAUAUAUCGAAAUUGGUUGGUAAUUCAACAUUGAUAUUAUAUAUAUGCAUGUAAAACAACCAUUGUUGAUAAUGUGAGAAAUCGCGGAAGCGCUUAGAUGUUCACUAUUUUUUUCAGAGUGAUUGUUUUGCAUAUUGUGAUCUUGUUGCAUAAACCUCCGAGUUUAGUGCUUCGUGAAUCGUAGAGCACAGUGAGUGGUGGAGGCUCGAAUCUCCGUCCGCUAAUCGUGAUCACUUGACUAAUUUCCUGGAAGGGCAUGAAUCCUUCGGUGAGCAAAUUGGGUCUUCCCACUGACGACUCUUUCCAGCUAAUAGAAAAAAGAUUGGCCAGCCUGUGAUACCUCCUUCAGACUGGUUCUUUGUAUCUAGAGAGGAAAUACCUUGUGGUAUCCCCUGGCUGUCUACGUCCCUUCAGAGUGGCUUCCAGCUGGUGCCAGGCAGGAAAGGGCAAGAGUGAGAAGUGGGUGUGGAGUCAGGAAAAUCCGGUGAGUGUGAUGAGCCUGUUGAACUUGAUUUGGAAUGUUGUUGACCUUGUGGUACCACUAUCCGAUGCCACUCAGUUGGACGUCAGAUGUGAGAGUGAGGAGUGGCUGGUACCAAUCCUACACGGUUAGUAAGCAUAUAACUGGCUCGCCAGUGGGGUCAGUUACAGAGGAUGGGAAUGGUUCAGUUUCCAGCAAGGAACUGAAGCAUAUAACUAGCUUUUCGAUUGUGAUCUUGACAACUAAGUAAUAACAGAGGGUGAGGACUGGCUGGUUCGAUAUCCAGCAAGGAACAUAAGUAUAUAACUGGCUUUCUGGUGUGAUCUUGAUAACUAAGUGUUUACUCUCAACAAGGAUACAUAGUCUUCCAUCCUCUCAUCAGUUAAGGAUCACCUUCUAUAAACACUUAGCGUGUACAGGCCUUGAGUGAUGCUCUGGUGUUAAGUUCACUGCACUACACUAAACAUCACGGUCUUGCAAACAGGAAGAAAGCGUAAAUAUUCAUCAGUGAAGCUCAAGCGUGAGAUUUAUCCAGUGGCAGGAGAGUACCAUGAACUUAUCUCAAAGGUAACACUGGUACUACAAAAAGUGGUGAGGGGUGUGUGCAGAUGACCUCACACGACCUGAAAGAGCCAGGUGGUGGUGGGGGUGAGCAGGAUGGGUACCCAGCCCACACUAACCCACACUACCUGCCCUCCAGUACUGAACGAGGGCACAACCACUGCGUCUCCCCUGGAGGGCUACACUAUUUAGAUGACUUGGAGAUCCAGUCCCUCCGGAGUACUUCCCUCAGGAGUGGUGAUACUGCCGCCACUCUCCCCGUACUACCCGUACCCAUACCGACUACGAGAGAUCAAACCCACGAUGGCGGAUGUGAGGGUACAGCUCAACAAUGCCACCAACGGUGCUGGCAGAGUGCUGGCUGCUGGUGCUGCUGGGGCCAAGCAGGUGACCAAGCAGGGAAUCAAGACCCUGACACAGCCAAUGGAGAUGUCCAAAUUUGGAUGGUUUGAUGUCUUGACAGCCUUGCUCUCCAUGGGGAUGUUCUAUUUCGAUGUGACAUCUGAUGCUCUGGUGGCAUAUUAUAUGCAUGACGAUCCAGAAACCAAGGCUUGGUUCCUCACCACACUCUUGCUGCUAGUCAUACCUCUGGUGGUGGUGAAUUCAUUUAGUCUGUAUUGGUAUUGGUUUGACGAGAAUAUUUGUGAGUCGGAGGGAAUGUGCUACAAGUUACCAAAAUCCAGUCGCUGGUUAUGGGCAUUUAGAAUUAUUGCUCACAUCUGUCUUCAGGGUAGCAUCCUCAGGUCAUUGGAUGUGAUAUACUAUGGCAUUCAGAGUGUAAGAAAAGGAUCAUUGGUGCCCAGCAAUGACCACAAUCAUCACAGAAGAAAUGGGACACCAGAUCAAAGCAAAAUUGACGAGGACCACACAGGUGUUACAAAUGCUGGCUCCCACCGGCGACCUUACCGUGAGUUGUGGGUCCAUGCUGAGCGAGAUGCUGCAAACGUGGACGUGUUGUCAUCAUUGUUGCAGGAUGCACCGCAGCUCAUCAUGCAGCUCUACAUCAUGACACAAACCAUCCCUGAUCAGGCACUCCAAGGCCAGAUCAGUCAGACAUUGAUGAUGCAGCUUUUGUCAGUUGGAGCCUCACUGGUGGCUAUGGCACUGUCUGUGGCGUCCUUCUCCAAGGCCACACGUCUGGCUGAACCAUCUCUAGGGAAUCUGAGUCCAGCAGGUCUUCUUCUGCUCUCCCUAUCUCAUUUCUGCUCUAUUGCUCCUCAGGUCCUGUGUUUCGCACUUUUUGCUGGGAAGUACCUGAUUGUGUUCCUCGUGGUAGUUUCAUGCCACUGGCUUGCAACCAGCAUACUUGUCCUCAUCCAG